AGGUUCAUGUUAUUGCUGAGUCUUGACAGAUUCAGACAAUGGCAAGCAGCAGCAAAUACAAUUUAAAGUGGAAUUCCCACCAUGUGGAGACCUUCAACAGCUUCGAUACACUCAGAAGCAGGGAGACGCUAGUAGACGUUACGCUGUCAUGUGAAGGACAGUCCCUUAAAGCCCACAAGCUGGUUCUGUGUGCAGGGUCGGGUUAUUUUGAGCGAGUGCUGCAACGUGAUAGUAAUCACAACCCUGUGAUAUACUUCUUUGGAGUGGAUGCCCAUCUCCUGAAGUUUCUAGUUGAUUUUAUGUAUGUGGGAGAGGUGGACAUCCCAUCAGUGGACUUGGAGAGGUUUAUCCAGCUGGCUGAAGCCCUGGAAGUGAAGGGACUAAAGGGAGACCGCUCUAAGACAUCAUCUUAUAAUACUAGUGCUUUGGCAUCAGCUGCGACCACCAUUCCCGUUUCUGACGUCCAGGAUGCCCUUGCUCACAAGCGCAAGGCUACUGCCUGGCAGUCCUAUGAUGAUGAACCCCAGUAUGCUAAAACCCCUCGGCGUAGCUUGCAUACUACACCGAGUCUGAUCUCUCAGGGAAAUGGUCCCUCUCCAAGGGUGAUACCUCGGAGUGCAUCUGGGAGUGUAUCAAGUGCUAGUAGUUCCACAUCUGGUCCAAGUGCAUCUACCAAAGAGGAGCCUGUGAUCAAAGACGAAGUUGUAGAUAUUGCUGAGGAAGAACCUGAUGAAGGUGAAGAGCAGGAGCAGUUGGAUGAGCAGGAGGAAUGGGAUGAAGAGUCACAUGCAUCCUACUACGCUGAGGCAGAGGGUGAAGGGGCUCCCCCAAACAACCAGGACAUGCCUCAGAAUAUCCCUCCUGAAAUCAAUCCUUCUGUGAGUUGACUGCUUGCUCUCUUUUUGCAUGCUGAUGUAGCAGUGACUGUAAUUUGAAAAGAAAGUACUGAAUGAUGCCCACA
Darwinula stevensoni is the source of this 961-nucleotide messenger RNA. Lineage: Eukaryota; Metazoa; Arthropoda; Ostracoda; Podocopida; Darwinulidae. The record is from the annotation of a GenBank genome assembly.